Messenger RNA from Artibeus jamaicensis (Jamaican fruit-eating bat), 3676 nucleotides. RefSeq names its product coiled-coil domain containing 134 (gene CCDC134). NCBI's taxonomy places the organism in Eukaryota, Metazoa, Chordata, Mammalia, Chiroptera, Phyllostomidae. The coding region runs from base 251 to 1072 and encodes 273 amino acids. The record is from RefSeq and is a predicted model, not a curated record. The transcript has 7 exons.
AGAGCGAGGGCCCUCGAACCGGCUGCAGGCAAUGGGAGUUAUGACUCUCCUCCUCCUUUUGGAAAGAUUCCUCUACUCCCGGAGCCCCUAAGGCUGGAGUCAGUAUUCGGGGUCUGCGAGCCCAGACAGCUGGCUCAGGCCCGGCCCGCCACUACCACGCUACUCUUGCAGAAUGGGUUCAGAGUAGUUCGAGGAGCCAGAAAGAGCUCUAGGGACGCACGGGCCGGGAGCAGGAUUGGGAGGCUGGAAAAUGGAAAUAACGGUAGGGAAGACAGACCCUUCCCCACGCAAUCUUGUUUUUUUUUUUUGCUUUUCUUUCCCACUCUUCCCCUACUUCAGUCGUCUGCUGUCUGAUAAUCCCCCGCCCCCAGGUUCUCUUCCAUCCUGUGUCCGGUUCCCUGGAGUCUUGGGUGUGACAUUGGAAGUGUCUGGGACAGGAGUCACAGGCUCCCUGAGGACCUCCCUGGACCCGGGUCUGGAGAUCUACAAGAAGCUGUUUGAGGUGAAGCGGCGGGAGCAGCUGUUGGCAUUGAAAAACCUGGUCCAGCUGAAUGAUGUCCACCAGCAGUACAAGAUCCUUGAUGUCAUGCUCAAGGGGCUCUUUAAGGUGCUGGAGGACUCCCGGACAGUGCUCAUCGCUGCGGACGUGCUGCCAGAUGGGCCCUUCCCCCAGGAUGAGAAGCUGAAGGAUGCUUUCUCCCAAGUGAUGGAGAACACGGCUUUCUUCGGUGACGUGGUGCUGCGCUUCCCAAGGAUCGUGCACCAUUACUUUGACCACAACUCCAACUGGAAUCUCCUCAUCCGCUGGGGCAUCAGCUUCUGCAACCAGUCGGGUGUCUUUGACCAGGGGCCCCACUCGCCCAUCCUCAGCCUGAUGGCCCAGGAGCUGGGGAUCAGCGAGAAAGGCUCUGACUUCCAGAACCCAUUUAAAGUAGAUCACACAGAGUUCAUCUCUAGCACUGACCCUCUCCAGAAGGCCCUGAGAGAAGAGGAGAAGCGCCGGAAGAAAGAGGAGAAGCGGAAAGAAAUCCGAAAAGGCCCGCGGAUCUCGAGAUCCCGGUCUGAGUUAUAGGCCCAUUGUAGCCCAGGGUUCAAGAGGCCAGGGGGAAGAGGAAGAGGCAGCACGGCCAAGGUGAAGCAGCGCUGACUGCUUGGUGGUGAGAGCUGGCCCUUGUGAAGGGAGGCCCUGUUUGCUUGGCCCCCUGGAGCUGGCUUUGAGGCCCAACUGAAGAGGCUGGGCUACAGAGGGCUGGAUUUCCUCCCAGGGGCUUCCCUGGAGGGAGCGUGGAGGGGACCUUCAGGGGACACUGUGCUGCAGAUCUAACCCUGUGGAGAUGCUGGGGGAGGUAGGAGGGGUCCAGGGCUGUACCCUUCCAGCGGAUGAGGACUGAUGGCCGGCUGGCUGCUGCCCUUUAUGGGGAGGUAGCAGAACCAGGCUCCGAGCCAUGUGUGGUGGUGCCAGUGUCACUGAGCCACAUGGCAUGAGUUCCAGCCCCCUGCAGAGAUGCAAUAAAAGCCAGCCAACCCUCUGGGCAAGUCACAGCUGGUUUGGGCCCCAGGUAGCUAUGAAGCCCUUUACCAGGUGGGUAACCAGAGGCCCUCAGAGACGUACUGAGCACCUGAGAGUAUGUUCCCAUCUCAUCAGGAGAGCCCCAGGCCCUUGGGAGGUGGGGGAGGAGGGGCAGUGAAGCAGGGCCUUGGUUUGGCCCCCUAAUCCCUUCUUAGCACUGUCCUUGAAGGAUCAGUGUUGGAAAGGGACAGGAAGGGUCCUAGGAAUGUGUUUAUCCAAAGUGACCAUGGAGCAACAUGAUCUCUCUCCUCUACUAUCUGGGGACAGUCAUAGAACAGGCACAGGGAAGCGUUAGUCUAUUCUCUCUGGCAAUGCUGGGAGACCCUCAGCCUUUGGGCAGGGGGUAGGGGGACAGGCUGCAGCUCUGCAGAAGGCUAUGCUUUGUGAUGGCAAAGCUGCUCCAAGCUUGAUUCAUCAGACGGUGAGCUCUCUGGUUCAGGAUGCAUGCGAGCAGAGACCUGUGCCACAGGGCAGGGAAGGCGCAGAGGCUCUGAGGGAGCAGCUGCCCUUCAGUUGUGCUCUUCCCAGGGAGAGGAGGGAGGGGCUCUGGAGGGAAUUCUAGCUCUGUCUCUUUGACCUUGGCAAGCCAGGGCCUGCCUCUUAACAGGGGAGAGAUGUAACUUUCCUGAACCCACCACCACUACCACCACUAUCAAAGCCCAAGGGAGACCCAAGUCUUGUCUCAGCCCAUCAGACUUGCUGAGUGAGCCUGGCCCACCUCUUGUCUGUGCUGUGGCUUCAUUGACCAAAUGAAUUUGAUAAUGUCUGAAUUGCUUGCCUAGCCCUUCUCCAAGGCUGGGGUCUGCCUUUUCAGUGACAGGUGGCCUUCUCGGAUGGUUCUUCAUUGUUCUAUAAAUUUGCUAAGCACCCACUGUAAGCACAGCCAGAGAGAGGGGUCCAGUCUUCACCUCUGCCCUAUCUGGUACCUUUAUGCUCCUGGGCUCCUCCUAACACAUCUUCCGCCUCUCUCCAUCUUGGUCGAUAUCUUCCUCUCCAUCUUCAAACCCCAUCUGACACCAUCAGAGAAACAGACAGAAUCACCUACUUCCCCUUUCUCCUUCCUGUUGCUGCACUGUUGAUUGUUGUGGUCACUCGUUCCUGAAACUCCACCUUGAGUCUUACUGUACGCAGAGCCUGUCCACCUCCCCCGCUGGAAGCUGUAGAGACCCAAGGGUACUGUUUGUCCAGCCUCCUUGCCUCUGGGAUUCAGUUAUGUGGCUGAAAUGCCAUCACCAGCCUGUGUGAGUGGCGCUGGUAGAAGCAGUGGCCCCAGGGGUGCCCAAUGAUGUCUUCAGUGUUGCUUUUAGUGUGGUCUUAGAUUUUGUUCCUGUGUUGAGUUUCCAGGCCUGAUCUGAGACACCCAUGGAAAGUCUUGGAGUUCCCAAUAUCCCCUAAGGCAAGUCUUCUCAUCAGUGGCACUGUUUACACUUGGGGCCACAUACUUCUUUGCUGUGACUGUGAGGAGGGCUGUGUGUAUUAUAGGAUACUUAGCAGCAUUCUUGGCUGCUCACUAAAUCUGUAGUGAUCUCCCAGUAUGACAUCCAACCACAUCUCAGACACUGCUAAAUGUGAUAUGGGAAACUUUGAAAAACCUCUGUUUAACCUUUAUUUGCCCAGGCGCCAGGCGCCCUAGAGAGAAUGAUGGGGCCGUCUGGGAGGGCGGGUGGCCAGAUAGUGAGGACUGGAACUAGCACCCCUGCUGAUAGAACAAUUAUCACAUUCUGCUUCUGUAUCCCACAUUUGUCACUUAGACAGGAAGACCCCUAAUCUAUAUAUUCCCCAAGAAACUUUUGUUCGGGGCUCAGAAUUUGGAGACUUACUCCUCUGGGCCCAUGCACUUUAAGUAAUAAACCUCGUACUCCAGAAUCCCUCGGUGUCUGGUCGCUUCAUUUUCCUAUAACAGGUGUCCCCUGGGAGCAAAGCAUUCCUGGCCUACCCACUACCCUUCUUCCUCCCUACUGCAGCCCCCAUCCUCCUCUGCCGACUCCCGUUGCUGCCCACAGAGUGAUACUGUUGAUCCGCCCAGGCUUCUGGGCCACCGUGUUGUCCUGGUUCUCUGCCCUUGGUCUGAGCCUGCUCUGUCUCUUCCUGAUCCAUCUUUCCUCA